Molecule: messenger RNA, 1163 nt
Organism: Stomoxys calcitrans (stable fly)
Lineage: Eukaryota; Metazoa; Arthropoda; Insecta; Diptera; Muscidae
Gene: eEF5
Product: eukaryotic translation initiation factor 5A
Exons: 4
Coding region: 148-630 (160 amino acids)
Biological process (GO): positive regulation of translational elongation; positive regulation of translational termination
Molecular function (GO): RNA binding; translation elongation factor activity; ribosome binding
Source: RefSeq, a predicted model, not a curated record
UGCUUGGUCAUUGCCAUCUUUCAUGUUUAAACGGAUAUAUUUUUUUAACAGGGGUCUUUUUGUUUCGCCACUUUUUUGGUUACGACAACCUUAAAAUCACAUAAUAUUCCUUUUUAACAACAGGGUCUAAACUUGAACUCUUGAAAAAUGGCUGAAAUGGAUGAUCAUCACUUUGAGACCGGCGAUUCUGGUGCUUCUCAAACCUAUCCUAUGCAAUGUUCCGCAUUGCGUAAAAACGGUUUUGUUAUGCUCAAGGGUAGACCCUGCAAAAUUGUUGAAAUGUCUACUUCAAAGACAGGCAAACACGGUCACGCUAAAGUCCAUAUGGUCGGAAUUGAUAUCUUCUCAAAUAAGAAAUACGAGGAUAUCUGUCCAUCUACUCACAACAUGGACGUACCCCAUGUUAAGAGAGAAGAUUACCAGUUGACCGAUAUUAGCGAUGACGGAUACUUGACUUUGAUGGCUGACAAUGGCGAAAUCAGAGAAGACCUCAAAUUGCCUGAUGGUGACUUGGGCAACUCCUUGAGAGCCGAUUUCGAUAACGGCAAGGAUCUUUUGUGUACUGUCCUCAAGUCUUGCGGCGAAGAAUGCGUUAUUGCUAUUAAGACUAAUACCGCUCUUGACAAGUAGAGAGUGUAUUUCUGUGUAGUGAGUUCUUUUUAUUUUUGUUUUUAAGAAAAUACGUACCAACAGCUACAACAAGGAGAAAUAAAACUUUUUUGAUAAAAAAAAUAAGAAUGAAAAAGGACUUGUAUAAUUCUAGUUGCUGCAAAUUUAGUUUGCAUUUAAAAUGAGAAACCUAAUUUGUAUGAAGUAUGUUUUUCUUUCUUAAUAAUGGUUUUUAUAAUAUGAUUAUUAUUUAGUUAUUAUUUUCUGUCGUUUUAGUUUUUUUUUUCCUGAAACAACAUUGUUCGCUAUUUUUUUUAUUCUCAAGAAAAGAAAAACAAAUGUAUGUCGAACUAUCUUGAAAGCAUACUUCAAUUUUAAAAAUCCCAUAAAUUUAAAUGCAAAACAAAAGCAACCAUCAAUUAGAAGAAUAAACUGCUGAAGGGCCAUUGAAAGAAAAAAAAUGAUCUUGUGUUUCAAAACACAACAGAUAAUAAAACAAAAUUUUGCCAAUAAAAUUUUAUACUUUAAUAAAAAAAAAUAUAUAAAUUUUUAAA